This is a messenger RNA of Arabidopsis arenosa, 1835 nucleotides long. Lineage: Eukaryota; Viridiplantae; Streptophyta; Magnoliopsida; Brassicales; Brassicaceae. The record is from the annotation of a GenBank genome assembly.
AAAACACAACUUGAAAUAUCAUAAAAUUUCAUAAUAGCUUUCUCUCUCUAAAAUGUCUCUCUAACUUCUCUCUAAGUUUUCCAGACUUCCUAACUUCUUCAUAAACCUUGUUUCUUUCUAUUCUAAACACAGUCGCGAUUCUGUAUCUUUUCUUAAGGUACAAAGUCAUAGAAAUUAUUACUAAGUGGUAAUGACAAUGACUUACGCGUGGUUAUGGACGCUUCUCGCCUUCGUUCUGACAUGGAUGAUUUUUCACCUCAUCAAGAUGAAGAAGGCAGCAACCGAAGAUGUAGAGGCAGAGGCAGAAGAGAGAUCAGAUGGUGCCACUGAUGUCAUCAUUGUUGGGGCGGGUGUUGCAGGCGCUUCUCUUGCUUAUGCUCUUGCUAAGGAUGGACGACGAGUACAUGUGAUAGAGAGGGACUUGAAAGAACCACAAAGAUUCAUGGGCGAGCUUAUGCAAGCGGGAGGCCGCUUCAUGUUAGCCCAGCUUGGCCUCGAAGAUUGUUUGGAGGAGAUAGACGCUCAAGAAGCCAAGUCCUUGGCAAUUUACAAGGACGGAAAACACGCGACAUUACCAUUUCCAGACGACAAGAAGUUUCCUCAUGAACCAGUCGGUAGACUUUUACGUAAUGGCCGUCUGGUACAACGUUUACGCCAAAAAACAGCUUCUCUUAGCAAUGUACAAUUAGAAGAAGGAACGGUGAAGUCUUUAAUUGAAGAAAAAGGAGUGGUUAAAGGAGUGACAUACAAGAACAGCGCAGGCGAGGAAACAACGGCCUUUGCACCUCUCACUGUCGUAUGCGAUGGUUGUUAUUCAAACCUUCGUCGGUCACUCGUGGAUAAUAAUACUGUGACCGAAGUUCCCGCUGAUAGUAUUCCUUCUAUUGCGAAUGGCGAAUUGUCUACCUUCCUCAAGAAAUCAAUGGCUCCUCAGAUACCCGAAACUGGAAAUCUUCGUGAGAUAUUUUUGAAAGGCAUAGAGGAAGGAUUACCAGAGAUAAAAUCAACAGCGACAAAAAGUAUGUCAGCGAGAUUGUGUGAUAAGAGAGGAGUGAUUGUGUUGGGAGAUGCAUUUAAUAUGCGUCAUCCUAUAAUCGCGUCAGGGAUGAUGGUUGCUCUCUCGGACAUUUGCAUUCUACGCAAUCUACUCAGACCAUUGCCUAACCUCAGCAAUACUAAGAGGGUCUCUGAUAUUGUCAAUUCCUUUUACAUCAUCCGUAAGCCAAUGUCAGCGACCGUGAACACGCUGGCUAGUAUCUUUUCACAAGUGCUUGUUGCUACAACGGACGAAGCAAGAGAGGGAAUGAGACAAGGCUGCUUCAAUUACCUAGCUCGUGGAGAUUUUAAAACAGCCGGAUUGAUGACUAUUCUCGGAGGCAUGAACCCUCACCCCCUUACUCUAGUCCUUCAUCUUGUAGCCAUCACCCUUACGUCCAUGGGCCACUUGCUUUCUCCCUUUCCUUCGCCUCGUCGCUUUUGGCAUAGCCUCAGACUUUUUGUGUGGGCUUUGCAAAUGUUGGGUGCACAUUUAGUGGAUGAAGGAUUCAAGGAGAUGUUGAUUCCAACAAACGCAGCUCGUUAUCGAAGAACCUAUAUCGCCACAACCACUGUUUGAGCGUUGACUGAUUGAUUAAUCCAUAACAUGAAGACUGUUUACUCGGAGAUGAAAAAUAACAACAAAUUGUAAAAAUAAAUAAUUGUGUGUAUAUGAAGUUGAGCCUUUGGUUAAGCUCUACUGAAUUAUCUUGUAACCAAACAUGGAUAUGUUACGUGCUGAUUUGUUAUAUUCUAUAUAUUGAUUCUUGAUUUUCUGCUUAUAAAUUUUCUCUCCUGUU